Messenger RNA from Linum tenue, 1771 nucleotides. Lineage: Eukaryota; Viridiplantae; Streptophyta; Magnoliopsida; Malpighiales; Linaceae. The record is from the annotation of a GenBank genome assembly.
UACCCAGGUCUUUGCUUUUCCCUCUGCUUUUUGUUGUUUUGAACAGAGUUGUUCCGCCAUAGCUGUUAGUUGGUUAAGAGACUUCGUCUUCCUGCUCCAACUUUCUUUACACCCUGUUUCAGCAUGCUAGUUCCUUAAGCUUCACGCUUACUUGCUCGUGACAGCUUUGGUUGCAAUUUCUGUUGCAAUCACAGAAAUUGGGCUCCCAUUUCUGAAUCCACUUGACCGGGGAAUCAAGUCAUUUCAAAUAUUAGGGUUUCGUUUCCCCUUCUUUUUUGGUGAUUCUCGGGCCGAGCAGGCUUUACCCAAAUGAGUGGAGAUUGCCUGCAGUUUGAAAACCCUAUUGGUGAUGGCGUCUCCAGGAUCCGAUUCGCUCCCUCCUCCAACAAUCUCCUCAUUUCUUCCUGGGAUUCGAAUCUCCGGUUGUACGAUGUGGAUAGUUCCAGAGUCAGACUCGAAGCUUCAGUAGGUUUUGCGCUGCUGGAUUGUUGCUUCGGGGCCGAGUCUUUGGCAUACAGUGCCGCUUCUGAUGGUUGCAUUAGAAGGUGUGACUUGCAUUCCGGGAGUUGUGAUGCAAUUGGGUAUCAUGAGGAUGUAGCAACUUGCGUUGUCUACUCGGAUGAAACAGGCCAAGUUAUUUCGACUGGUUUGGACAAGAAGAUGGUAUCGUGGGAUAUACGCUCCUCAAAAAGUUCACAUGUGAGACAUAUGGGUGCAGAAGUGAAGACCAUGUCAUUGUCUGGGCGCUAUAUAAGUGUUGCCAUUGGAGGGUCGAUAGAAACGUAUGACUUGCGUUAUAUGGAAGGACCGGCUAGUCUUACAAAUUCUUGUUUUGAUGUGCGAAUAAGAUCCCUUUGCUCAGUUCCUUAUUGUAGAGGGUAUGCAGCUGGUUCAGUUGAUGGAACAGUGGCACUGGAGAUAUCCAAUCCAACAACUUCAGAAGUGACACGCUAUGCUUUUCGCUGUCAUCCCAAAUCAGCAGAUGGGAAAAAACAUCUAGCUGCCAUCACUGACGUACAAUUCAAUCCAAGUAUCUUUGGUGCUUUUGUUACUGGUGAUAAUCGAGGCAAUCUCCUAGCAUGGGAUGCUCAAAGCAAAAGAAGGUUAUUCGAGUUUCCACAAUAUCCAACCGGUGUUGCGUCUCUUGCAUACAAUUGUAAUGGACAGCUUUUGGCUGUUGCAUCAAGCCAUACCUACCAAGAAGCAAUUGAGACGUACGCUGUUUCUUCCGUUGAGAAAGUCUUCGGUAUCAGACUACUACCUGUUUGAUAAAAUGUUUUUGGUUUUGGCUUUGUUUGAACAGGGAAGUUGUGUCCCCCCAAAUUUUCGUAUGCAAGGUGGGAGAUCCGUAGUAUAGAAUCAUUUUGUGGUGGUGAUUCUACCACUACAUGAAGGUCUUCCAUUCCAUCCACUUGCUGAGCAUGUAAUGGGACAGGCCAAUCGAAUGAGAAGCAUGGUAAGCGCAUGAAGAAGUAUUUAAAGGCUGACCAAGUAUGGAAAUUUGCAUCACCCGAGUGGCUGCAAUUUGUGAGUUGGCUUCGAGGUGAACUGCCUUAUUGCUGAAUGUUCCCUGCUAGUGGAGCUGUAACUGUUGUGAUAUAAUUUUUAGUUUCCUGUCCUUGUGCUUUUGUUUCUCUCGUUGCUGGGUUUCAUGCUCUCGAGCUCGACUACAGAAUUUUCUGGAAAUGGUUAUUGAACAGCUUGAUUCCACAUUCUGGACAUGCCUUACGGAUUCUAUGUCUCGGACUUGCCUGCUCUUAGGUGAUUCUAC